Molecule: messenger RNA, 492 nt
Organism: Danaus chrysippus (African queen)
Lineage: Eukaryota; Metazoa; Arthropoda; Insecta; Lepidoptera; Nymphalidae
Source: the annotation of a GenBank genome assembly
AUGAAUACUUUUUAUUUACAGAUCGAUGAAAAUUCGGAAAUAGCUACUGAUACUGUUGACUUCGAAAAUAGUAAUACGGCAUUAGAAGAGAAUGAUGGAGAAGAAAACUCAAAUGCUGCGGAUGAAAAUCGAGUUCAAGAAGUAACCGAAACAUCUUCUACAUCAUCAUCUACAUUCACUGUGUCAUCCAAACUGGCAACGAAGAAAAGGGGCAAAUCUAAUAAAAGACAGGACGAGGUAUAUGAAGCCAUUGAAAAAAUAAAUAAAAUUGCCGAGAAUGUAACGAAAAAUGCAACAUCGUUACUAGAAAAUAAAGAAGAUGAAUUCGACAUUUUUGGGAGAUAUAUAGGCGUUACGAACAUUGCCAGGCGAGUUUUCAAUUGUUGCAAAAACAAAUAUUCAAAAGGCUUUAUCGGAAAUUCAAUUAAAAGCAUUGAGACAGCAAACCCAAUCUUCGUUGUCCUCGACGUCCAAUAUCUACGAUCCAGAUAA